AUGAACACCUACUACGCGCUAACUACCUCAAAGAGGACUGGAGAGACGAAACAAGCAAACUACGGAUGGCGGUGGACAUAUGGGCCGGCGAACAAUACGUGUAUGAGUAUGCUAGUGGCAAGAUUCUCAGUAGAGGCGCGCGGGACGGGGUUGCAGCGGCCCGCGGUGUUCCGACAGAUACGAAGAGUCGCAGCCGACCUAUGUCAAUUGGCUAUGCGGUCAGUAUCUACGCCAAGCUUUGCAGUACGAUACCACGACCCUGCAUGUACGUAG
Peniophora sp. CBMAI 1063 is the source of this 273-nucleotide messenger RNA. The record is from the annotation of a GenBank genome assembly. Lineage: Eukaryota; Fungi; Basidiomycota; Agaricomycetes; Russulales; Peniophoraceae.